GGAGGCGGAAGUGCUCUUCGGCUCACGGAAUCUGUCAACACGUGUGUUUGUGUAUGUGUUCAUUUUGAUGUGCUGAUCGCGUACCAUGGAUGCCUCCUCGUCUGAUGAACUUACCUCAGAUAGCGAAUUGGACGAAAUAUUUGAAUCAGCUUGGAAAAAGACGAGCGUGUCACUGACUCGAGACAAAAUAACAAAUAAAGCAGACUUGGAUCCAACUGUUGUAAGUAAUUCUGACCCAGAAUCCGAUUCGGAAGACCAAUUGCCUUUCGUUAUUGACAAGACCCCAGCACGGAAAGACGCAAGUACAUCAAAAGAAGAGGAAUGCAUUGUUUUGAAUACUGAAUCACAUAAUCGAAGUGAUAGUGAAUCAGGUGGAGAGAGCGAUGACGGGUCGUCCUUGUUCGUUAUAGAUAAGACACCUUCUGCUGAGGGUGCCAGUACGUCUAAGGCGACAACAUUCAUAGACGAUUGCGAUGAAGGUGAAAAACGGCUCCCCAAAGAGAAACGGAAUCGUGGAGAACAUAGAAAUAAAAAUGACAGAGGAAAAUCCGACAAAAGCCACAGCAUGGAACUGUCAUCUUCUUUGCAAGUUAAAUCAGACCCUUCGGAUAUAUAUAUAAAUUUUCACUCUAUUCAUGCUCCUCAGCCGAAAUACAAGACUCACAUUGAACGUCUUAGCAAAGAACAUGAAGAGAUAAUGGCGAAGAGCGUGAUCACCCCAGACUUUGAAAAGAAAGAUGCCAUUCCUACUAAUGAGGAAGGAUUUAGAAGAAAGCAGAAAGAACGGAAGAAAGCACGAGAACAGACCAAGGGGCGGGGCUGGUAUAACAUGCCGAUAGGUGAGCUGACAGAAGAGAAGAAGAACGAUCUCAUUGCACUGAAAAUGAGACGAGCCCUUGAUCCCAAGAGGUUUUACAAAGGGGACGACAUCAAGGGAUUGCCCAAGUAUUUCCAGUUUGGCACCGUGGUUGAGGAUGCAAGCGAGUUCUACAGUGCUCGAAUUCCCAAGAAGCAGCAGAAGACGUCCAUUGUUGAGGAGCUGAUGGCAGAUGCAGAGUUCAGAAAAUAUAAUAAACGGAAAUAUGCUGAGGUUCAAGACCUCAAGGCGAAAGGGCUUGGGCCAUAUAAGGGCAUCCGAACUACGAAAAUAAAGAGGAAGAAGAGGAAGUGAACAUUACAGUGACAUUUUCGGUGCAGAUAUUCUACUUGUGAAAUAAAUGUAUUUACAAACA
Molecule: messenger RNA, 1232 nt
Organism: Haliotis rufescens (red abalone)
Lineage: Eukaryota; Metazoa; Mollusca; Gastropoda; Lepetellida; Haliotidae
Product: deoxynucleotidyltransferase terminal-interacting protein 2-like
Exons: 6
Coding region: 86-1171 (361 amino acids)
Biological process (GO): RNA processing
Cellular component (GO): nucleolus
Molecular function (GO): RNA binding
Source: RefSeq, a predicted model, not a curated record